This is a messenger RNA of Sorex fumeus (smoky shrew), 1305 nucleotides long. It is a transcript of the gene TIMP1, whose product is annotated as TIMP metallopeptidase inhibitor 1. The coding region runs from base 401 to 1207 and encodes 268 amino acids. The record is from RefSeq and is a predicted model, not a curated record. The transcript is spliced from 6 exons. NCBI's taxonomy places the organism in Eukaryota, Metazoa, Chordata, Mammalia, Eulipotyphla, Soricidae. Gene Ontology annotation, biological process: negative regulation of endopeptidase activity; negative regulation of membrane protein ectodomain proteolysis. Gene Ontology annotation, cellular component: extracellular matrix. Gene Ontology annotation, molecular function: metalloendopeptidase inhibitor activity; protease binding.
UUCCCUACUUUGCAUUACCCCUCCAUUUACCUGCCUCAUCUCAUUCAGGACUUCUAUGCAAUUGGUUUCCUCACUGUCUCCCCUAGCCUUACUCAAAAAGUCAGAUCUACUAGGAGAGACAUUUCUGUGUUUUUGGGGGGUACGCUUGGCCCAGACGUAGAUGUGCAGGAAAUGAACAGACACAUUCCAGCCUCAAUCACAUGGAGUUUGGGGGAUGGAUGCACAUUGGAUAGACUUUAGAGGGCAGCACCUGGGGAAUUCUGUCUGAGGGGAUGGAUGCCAAGAAGAGGGAAAGGGGGGGGGGGGGCAGGGCGAGGCCCUGGGGGAGGGAGCCCAGCAGCGCACCACUCCUUUAGGCUGGCCCGCCCCUUGGCCUCCUUGGUUGGUGGGUGGAUGAGUAAUGCAUCCAGGAAGCCUGGAGGCCUGUGGUUUCCGCACCUCCACCCUCCACCCCCGCCCCUCAAGUGGACAUUUAUCCUCCGCUGCUCAGGCUCUGCCGCCAUCGCUGCAGAUCGUCUGCCAGAAGAGAAAGCAGAGAUGGCCUGGUGGCUAUCUCUCCACCCCUGUAGAACUUGCCAUGGCCCCCUUUGCACCCCUGGCCUCCACCAUCCUUGUGUUGCUGUGGCUGACUGCUCCCAGCAGGGCCUGUACCUGUGUCCCGCCUCACCCACAGAUCUCCUUCUGUAAAGCUGAAUUCGUUAUUAGGGCCAAGUUCGUAGGACCCGGAGAGUUCAACCAGACUUCUAUAUACCGGCGUUAUGAGAUCAAGAUAACCAAGAUACUUAAAGGAUUGAACACCUUGGAAUAUGUCCAUGACAUUGAGUAUAUCUAUACCCCUCACACGGAGAGUGUCUGCGGCUACAUGCACCGGUCCAAGAACCAAAGCGAGGAGUUCAUUAUUGCUGGAAAAAUGAGAGAUGGACAUAUGUACAUCUCCACCUGCAGUUUUGUGGCUCCCUGGAACAGUCUGAGCCCUGCUCAGCGCCAGGGCUUCAUCAAGACCUAUGCUACCGGCUGUGAGGAAUGCACAGUGUUCCCUUGCUUGUCUGUACCCUGCAAACUACAGAACAACACUCACUGCUUGUGGACAGACAGUCUCUUCAGGCGCUCGGAGAAAGGCUACCAGAGUCUCCAUCUUGCCUGCCUGCCACAGAAGUCUGGCAUGUGUGCCUGGCACUCCCUACGAUACGGGUACCGGCGGGCCUGAACCUCGGCCCCAGCCCCCAUGGAAGUUGAAACCAGCACAGUAUUCACCUCCUUUCCCACACCCACCUUUCCUUCUUUCAAUAAAAUAAAGUACUACUA